AUGUUCAGAGCGGUCAAAAGAUGCUCUAAAUCCCUAUUUCAUUCACAAAUUAAGCCUCUACAAAAGAGAAGUCUUACUUUAGAUGAUGGCUUGAAAAAGAGGUUACUGGAAUUGAAAGAGCAUCCGGUAGUUGUAAUAGGUGGAGGACAUGCCGGCUGUGAAGCUGCCACAGGCUCAGCACGAUCUGGGGCUACGACUUUAUUAAUCACUCCCCAUAUUGACAAAAUAGGGACGGCAUCCUGUAACCCAUCUAUGGGUGGUGUUGGAAAGGGUACUUUGCUACGCGAGGUUGAUGCCUUAGAUGGAGUUGCAGCAAGAAUAACAGACAAAGCAGGAAUCCACUUCAAAAUCCUUAAUGCAUCGAAGGGCGCAGCUGUGCAUGGACCUCGAGCUCAAAUUGAUAGGAAGAUAUACUUGAGCGAAAUGCAGCAAGAGAUAUUGAAUUAUCCAAAUUUAUCGGUACUUGAAGCCCAAGUGGAAGACAUUAUAAUUGAACGGUCAGAUGAAAACACGGACACAUCAGGAAGAGUACAUGGUCAAGUCAAAGGCGUCAUACUUGGCGAUGGGAAUAUAAUUAAGUGCUCAAAAGUUGUAGUCACGACUGGGACGUUUUUGGGUGGUGAGAUCCAUAUUGGUUUAAAAGCCUUCCCGUCAGGAAGAAUAGGAGAGAAUGCAACUUAUGGCUUAUCUGAAACUUUGCGUGAGGCUGGAUUUAGACUUGGACGACUAAAGACUGGAACUCCACCGAGGUUAUCUGCCAAAACAAUCGAUUAUUCAAACUUGGAGCCACAACCAUCUGACUAUCCGCCUGAACCCAUGUCGUAUAGUAAUGACAAUGUUUCACUUCAAGAGAGUUUGGUGCAGUGCUACAUUACCGCAACCACUCCAGAUUUCCAUAGGUUGAUCGCUGAGAACUUAGAUAAAUCAAUUCAUAUAAGAGAAACAGUCAAGGGGCCGAGGUAUUGUCCUUCUAUAGAAUCGAAGAUUAUUAAAUUUCCUCAGAAAUUGUCACAUUUAAUAUGGCUAGAACCAGAAGGAUUGGAUACAGACUUGGUCUAUCCUAACGGAAUUUCUUGUACCAUGCCGGAGGAUAUUCAGGAAAAAAUGGUGAAGAUGAUUCCUGGAUGUGAAAAAGUGAAAAUGGUUCAGCCUGGUUAUGGGGUUGAAUACGAUUACAUUGAUCCAAGAGAGCUAAAGGUGACUUUAGAAACAAAAUUAGUUAAUGGUUUAUACCUAGCUGGUCAGAUAAAUGGGACUACGGGCUACGAAGAAGCGGCAGCGCAGGGAUGCAUAGCUGGAAUAAAUGCCGGGCUCUCUUCUAUGAAAAGAGCCCCUCUUGAGCUUCUUAGAUCUGAUGGAUAUAUAGGUGUGCUCAUCGAUGAUCUCAUUACUAAAGGUGUGGAAGAACCUUAUAGAAUGUUUACAUCUCGUUCUGAAUUUCGAAUAUCGAUAAGGUCAGACAAUGCAGAUAAAAGAUUGACAAAGAAAGGUUAUGAAUUAGGUGUUGUCGGCGAAGAAAGGUUUGCAAAAUUCACGGAAGAAAACGAUAGGCUUGAGCUGAUAAAACAGCAUUUGAAGUCAAUCUCACUUGCUGGAUCAAGAUGGGCUCCCGUUUAUGAAGAUACUGAUCUGACGGUUAAACAAUUGGCUGUUAUUGAUGGCUGGAAACUAUUGUCAUACAAAGGAAUAACUCUUUCUUCUUUGCUUCCGCAUCUCAAUAAGUUAACUAACACCGAAAAGUUGCCUGAAUUUUAUGAUAAUAUUAGCGAAAGAUUAAUAAAACGCAUCAAUAUCGAAAGCACUUAUGAUCCUUGGAUUAAGAAGGAAGAAGCACAUUUAAGAGCAUACCAGGCAGAUGAAAACUUACUUCUACCCAUAAACUACAAUUAUACGAACGAGGGAAAUCUAAAGAUUUCUUAUGAGGCUUGUCAUUUACUAAACACAAUUCAACCCAAAACCUUAGGUCAGGCUAGAAGGAUACAAGGAGUCACGCCGGCCGCAAUUUUUGAGCUUUUUAAAUUAGUCCGGAGUAAUCAAAAUGAACUUGCAUUACAAAGAGAAGGCUAA
Priceomyces carsonii is the source of this 2067-nucleotide messenger RNA. It is a transcript of the gene MTO1, whose product is annotated as tRNA modification protein. Gene Ontology annotation, biological process: mitochondrial tRNA wobble uridine modification; tRNA methylation. Gene Ontology annotation, cellular component: mitochondrion; cytosol. The record is from RefSeq and is a predicted model, not a curated record. The transcript has a single exon. NCBI's taxonomy places the organism in Eukaryota, Fungi, Ascomycota, Pichiomycetes, Serinales, Debaryomycetaceae. The coding region runs from base 1 to 2067 and encodes 688 amino acids. Gene Ontology annotation, molecular function: flavin adenine dinucleotide binding.